AUGUUCCUCGACCGCUUUUCCACCGCCUCCCCAUCCGGCACUCCUCCGCUCCAUCGUUCCUAUUCUCCGGCACCGCGCCGCACCGCGCCGUAUCCCAUUGCUCCGGCCAAUCGCCCGCUCUUCAAUCCGCGCUCGUCUUCGCUUUCCCUCGCGUCCACCGCCUCCAGCAACAGCACCACUCCGGCACCGAGACCCCCAAACGGAUCAAGUCUCAAGCAUGAGCUGCCCCCGUCCCAGCCCGUCCUCGACCCCAUUCAAGUGCUCCAAAGCAUCGUGGGGACCGCAGCUGCUCCUGACACGCCGAAUGAUGGAAAACACUCGCCAGUGCUGGUGAAGCCUGCCCAGCUCGCUCGGAGCAUCGAUUUCGAUGGCAUCAACUUGGACGGCGUUGCCAUCACGGCAUCAGGGCCCGAGCUAGGUCGAGACAGCGCAUCCUCGGAGCCAGUGAAGGAUUUCGAGAAGGAAAAGGACAAGUUCGAGGAUCUUCACCGCUCCAUUGCCGCCUGCGAUGAUGUCCUGCGGUCCAUCGAGAGCUACCUCACCGGCUUUCAGGCCGACUUGAGCACCGUCUCCGCCGAAAUCGAGUCCCUACAGAAGCGAUCUGCCACGAUGAACACGCGCCUGGAGAACCGUCGCGUCGUGGAGCAGCGGCUGGGUCCCUCGGUCGAAUCCAUUGCCAUUCCUCCCGCCAUUGUCCGGCACAUCGACGAAGGCCCGGUCGACGAAGCGUUCGUGGUGGCCACGGCGGAGCUCGAGAAGCGCGCGAAAACCCUCCAGUCCCGAACCCAGGACGGGAUCAAUAUCAAGGCGAUGGGAGACGUGAGACCUCUCGUGGAGAGCACCACGCUGCGGGCGGUCGAACGAAUCCGAGACCACUUCGUCGCACAAGUGAAGGCACUACGGUCACCGAACAUCAACGCGCAGGUCAUCCAGAACCAGGGCUUUCUGAAAUGCAAAGACCUGUACGCGUUCCUCGCACGACACCAGCCGCCUCUGGCCGAGGACAUCCGCCAAGCCUACGUCAACACGAUGCGCUGGUAUUAUUCGAGUCACUUUGCGCGGUAUGACAAGGCGCUCGAGCGGUUGAAACUGCACGUGGUGGACAAAACCGAUGCCAUCGCGCAGCCGGACGACUCCAAGAGGAACGCGUCGAAAGGCAAACCGUCCGCUGGCCCAGAAGACCCGUUCACGGUCGGCCGUCGACUGGAUCUAUUGAAAGCCCCCCUCCACCAAGCCAUUUCGUCGUACGUGGCGGAGGAGAACAAGUCGACCCACUACCUGGAGACGCCCUUUCACGCCUUUAACCUCGCCCUCAUUGACAAUGCCUCGUUCGAAUACUCAUUCCUAACUGCCUUCUUCUCCCCAUCACAGAGCUUCCACGCCAUCUCCCGUACCUUCUCGGCCAUUUUCGACCCGACCUUCGCCAUCGGCCAAUCCCUCACCAAACGCCUAGUCGAACACUCCACCGACGCCAUCGGGUUGCUACUAUCCGUCCGAAUCAAUCAACAUCUCGCGUUCGAAGCGCAACGGAGGAAAGUGCCGUCCGUCGAGGGCUACAUCAACGCCACCAACAUGCUACUGUGGCCUCGCUUUCAAAUCGCUAUCGACCUUCACUGCGAGUCCUUGCGCCGCGCCACCUCAUCGUUGUCAGGACGUCCGUCGUCCGCCGCCCUGCUGGCGAGUGGUACCGGCGGGUCGUCCACGGCUCCAAAUCCGCUCACCCAGCGGUUCGCCCACUUUACGAGCUCGAUCCUCGACCUCAGCAAAGAUGCCGGAGAUGACGAACCACUGUCCAACAGCUUCUCCCGGCUUCGAAACGAGUUCGAGCUGCACCUCACGAAACUCGGGAAAAGCAUCGGGGACGAGAGAAAGCGCGCCAGGUUUUUGUUCAAUAACUAUAGUCUGAUCUACACUGUCUUGGAAACCAGCGAAGGACGCCUUGCGGAGGAGACCAAGUCGCAUUUCGAGGACAUGAAGGGCCAGUACGACUCCGUCUCCUAA
Molecule: messenger RNA, 2001 nt
Organism: Eremomyces bilateralis CBS 781.70
Lineage: Eukaryota; Fungi; Ascomycota; Dothideomycetes; Eremomycetales; Eremomycetaceae
Product: Vps52-domain-containing protein
Exons: 2
Coding region: 1-2001 (666 amino acids)
Biological process (GO): retrograde transport, endosome to Golgi; endocytic recycling; Golgi to vacuole transport
Cellular component (GO): GARP complex
Molecular function (GO): syntaxin binding
Source: RefSeq, a predicted model, not a curated record